AUGUACAAUGUGACUCCUGCACGGACCAAUAGAGGGAGGAAAAAAACUAAAACUGUGGAGACCACUGUCAUCACAACUGUACAUGUACAUGAAACCCAAAGUGCCGAGGAGAAAAAGAGUAGUGAGGAACCUAAAGAAAAAGAACAGGAAAAUCAAAGUUUUGUGCAAAGUUCUGGGGAGGAAAAGAGUAGCAAGGAACCUAAAGAAACAGUAGACAGAAACCAACAAACAGAGGCUAAAAAGAAUUCGGAGAAACUUACGGGUGAGAAAACAGAGAAUAUCAGCACAAAAAGUGUACAGAAACAAAAUCCCAGUACUUCUGAGAAGAAAAAUUUGCAGAUAGUAGAGAAGACAGCACAACAAUGUUCAAACACGGAGAAGGAGAUACCAGACAGGGGCGCUGAAGCUUUGGACUUGGAAUUGAGAAAAUGUGCAUCAACAACAGCAGAUCACAAAGUUAAACAGCUUCUGAAAGUCACACUCGAUCUACGUAAUUCAUUAGCCAUCGAAAUUCCUAAAAAUUCAAGAGUGGAGGAAAUGCUCUCCAAGUACCCUGUUUUUAAAGGUCCAAAACCUUUGAUUGCAAAUCUAAUGCUCAAUUUGGCUGGCAAUCUGAAGGAGGAAGAGCUGGCUGAAAAUGUGCAUCAGUGCAGCCAGGUGAUCUUGGACCUCCUGUUUGCAAAAGAUCUGUGCACAUUUUCAAGGUCUGCGCUGAAAACAGAGGGUAAAUGA
Saccostrea cuccullata (small rock oyster) is the source of this 732-nucleotide messenger RNA. RefSeq lists its product as uncharacterized. The coding region runs from base 1 to 732 and encodes 243 amino acids. Lineage: Eukaryota; Metazoa; Mollusca; Bivalvia; Ostreida; Ostreidae. The transcript is spliced from 7 exons. The record is from RefSeq and is a predicted model, not a curated record.